Messenger RNA from Gryllus bimaculatus (two-spotted cricket), 1895 nucleotides. The record is from the annotation of a GenBank genome assembly. NCBI's taxonomy places the organism in Eukaryota, Metazoa, Arthropoda, Insecta, Orthoptera, Gryllidae.
UUCCGUCUUCCGCCUAUCCACGCAUUUGUCAGCGAACAGUUGUGAAGAUUGGCAUAAUCCGCACCAAGAGAAAACAUUAGCGCUCGAUGACACUAGCUUUUACUUCUCUCACUAGAUGGGGAUGGUGUUGGCGCUUAGAAUAAUUCUUCCGUGCUUUCUUCAAUCCUUGCGCCGUGGGCAGGCCGUGGGAUUGUGUUGUUUUGACGGGGUCAAGUUCGUUUCGUUUGCUUUCGGGGACGCUUCCGGACGUUUCAAUGCAAGUGUUUACGCGAAGGUUAUGUUUCAGUGUUGUUUCAGAUAAGAUUUGAAGUGUAUAACACAUUGUAUACAAGUGAACAUUCGAUAUUUUGUACCUGACGUACUUGAGUCAUUUCUUAUAAAAGAACUGCCUUGAUAGUAAUAAUAAUAAUAAUGACGGAUCAAAGUUUAAUGGAUAAGUCUUUGCGUUCGGUGUUCGUUGGAAACAUUCCUUAUGAAGCCACAGAAGAAAAGUUGAAAGACAUAUUUAGUGAAGUUGGCCCAGUUUUGUCUUUCAAGCUGGUGUAUGAUAGAGAGACAGGGAAACCUAAAGGGUAUGGCUUCUGUGAGUACAAAGAUCAAGAAACUGCUUUAAGUGCCAUGAGAAAUCUGAAUGGUUAUGAGAUUGGAGGUCGAACUCUUCGUGUUGACAAUGCUUGCACAGAAAAAUCACGAAUGGAAAUGCAGAGUUUACUUCAGGGCCCUGUUGUUGAAAACCCAUAUGGAGAAGCUGUGCAGGCUGAUAAAGCUCCUGAAGCCAUCAGUAAAGCUGUGGCUUCUUUGCCCCCAGAACAAAUGUUUGAGCUUAUGAAGCAAAUGAAAUUGUGCGUGCAAAACAACCCCACUGAAGCUAGGGCAAUGCUAUUACAGAAUCCUCAGUUGGCAUAUGCUUUACUGCAAGCCCAGGUUGUCAUGAGAAUAGUGGAUCCUCAAACAGCUGUUGUGAAGCAUGCUGCACAAGGCGAACCCCAUCCCGCAGAUUCUGAUGCCGAACGAGAAGUCGCGCCGCGGCACCAGGCGGCCGGGCGCGGCGGCGGCGGUGGCGGCAGCGCGCGGCUCGCGGCGGCGGCGCGCGCGGUGGCCGUGCCGGCGCCCGGUGGUGCCGUCCCGGGACCCCCGCGACGUGAGCGUGGCCGCAGGCGGCGCGCGGGUGCCGCGCGACGCGCGCCGCCUGCCGUCGCGGUCGGUGUCCGCCAGCCGUCGCGCCCGCUGGCGAGCCGGUGCUGGCACCCGCCGCGCCGCGCAGAGCGCACGUGGUGCAAGCCCACGGCGGCCGUAGUGGUGCCCAACGCCACUCGCGCCGCGCCGCGCCGCGCCUUCGCGAGCUUUCGACACCGCCCGUGGGACGCGCCUGGCGCGCGUCUUGCCGGACAGCGAACCUGGCGCGUCGCCGCGGCCUCCGUGGCUCCCGCCGUCGCCGCCAUGCGCGACGGCCUGCCCGGGCCCGACCAACCUCAGCUUUUGGAUUCAGCUGAGAGCUUUCCUAGAGAUCCUCGUGUAGCGGCAGGACCCGAGAGGUUUCCUCGAGACCCCAGAGAUCCAAGAGAUAGAGUUGAUCCACGAACAGGUGCUACUUCUGUGCCUGCCCGUGCACCAGCACCUGUCCCUCCAGUAAUUGCACGUUCAACCCCACAACCUACAAUGUCACCUAACAUAUCUGGUGGUGCUUCUGAUCAAGAAAAGGCGGCUCUAAUUAUGCAAGUGCUUCAGCUGUCAGAUGAACAAAUCGCCAUGUUACCUCCAGAACAAAGACAAAGUAUUCUUGUCCUGAAGGAACAAAUUGCAAAAAGCACCCAACGUUGAUGCAAGAAAUUUAUUUUGUUUUCUCAGUCACAUGUACAAAAGUUGAAAUAAAAGUUUGAGUAGUUCAAUUUCAA